AAUUAACAUGUGCAGCAUACUUAGGAAACAUCUUCCAGGCAUUUUAAAUCUUCUGCUCAAACAGUCAAUAUGCGCCACCGGAUGAAUAAAUACACAUGUGCUUUAGCAAUUUUCAUUGGAUGCCUCUUUUCAAUGUUCACAUUACGUGAACUCCGUGCAAGAUUAGCAGGACAAACUACGUUCAGCGAAUUAGAAGAAAAAGACAAUACAAUCACUGCGCAUGAGCUUCCGGAAGUAAAACAUGUACCAGCAGACGACACCUGUGACCUUAAUACAACAAAACAUAUUCCAGAAAGUGACUCUGGGGACUCGAAAACGAUUUUAAAUCGGUUUAAAGCUCGGUUUAAUGUUUUGGAUACAAUAUGCAGUGCUUCCAAAGAACGCUCGGCAUACACUGAUUGCGAUGAAGAAAACGUGAAGCGGAAUCUAAAAUAUUCAAAACACCGAAAGUUGGUUUAUUGCGCAAUAGAGAAAACGGGAAGUACGUUUUGGAAGCGUAUUUUGUACAUAAUUGGCGGGAAAAGCAACGUUUCAAAUCCUACGCACAUCGAAACAGUACGGGCUGAAUACAGCGAAGAAAGAUUUUGUGAUAUGACAGAUAAAACCUGGGGAGAAAUAAGAGAUAUAUUCAUGAAAUCCACAAACAUAAUGUUCGUAAGACACCCUUACGCUCGUCUAUUCUCUGCGUGGCUAGAUAAAUUUUAUUCCCCAAACAUUAUAUACUGGAAUUCCACAGGGAAAGCCAUUGCGCAGUCACAAAGAGGGGAGAAAGAGCAAAAAUGUGCAAACGAUAUAACAUUUACCGAGUUCGUGAAUUAUACUGUAGACAAUAUUUUAUACGGAAAUACUUGUAUCGAUCGUCACUUUUCACCCAAUUUUGUACACUGCAAUCCAUGUGAAUUGUCCUACGAUUAUAUAGGAAAAUACGAAACCAUGAAACAAGACACGCUCUUCAUACUGCAAGCGUUAAAUCUAACUGGUACGGUGACAUUUUCUCAAUUCGACGAAGACGCCGCUUCCGACGCCAUAAAAGACGCUGCAGAUUGGGUUUAUUACCAGAGGGAUAACAUCCAAGGUUGUGGAAUAACGUUCAACUGUGCGUUAUUCAGAGUAUGGAAACGUCUUCAAAGUCGCGGGAUAAUAAGCAUUUCAAUUGGGUUUCCCUUCAGAAAUAAAGAAAACGCAACGUCACGUGAGGACUUCGAAAAAGCUUUGAGAGAGGCGCAUAUAGGAAGUGACGCGGAGGAACUGAAACGUAAUAAACACAAAGCGAUGACACAGGCACUGAUGUCACUUCCGGAGAAUAUCAAAGAAAAAGUACUAAAAGCUUAUGAAAGAGAUUUUGAUAUGUUCGAAUAUGAUAGAUAUGUAGAUAUGACGUUGCAAUCAAAUGAAACAUUUUUCACUGAUUGUCCUACAGAUCUAUAAAAUUGUUGUUUUUUUAUUUCUCUGUUUUUCGUUCUAUAACAAUAUGUUGAUGCAAGAACAAGUUUUUUUUUAACAGCUGACUGUUUUUAUACAGAAAAAUGAAGACGGCGGCUUGGCAAUUAACACGAUUUCACCAUUUGUACCAGUUACCACGUAACAUAAGAAUACCACAUUAUAACAAAAAUGGACGACAAAAUUUUUAAAAAAGUGUUGACUACGGGGCACGAUAUGCGCUACUUAUUUUUUCGUGUUUGGAUAACAAUAUUAGGAAUAUUUCUCUUAAAAGAAGAAACAUUAAGUUUAUUUUUUUCAAACCUUUUACUUCUUUUGUACAUAUUAUGAUAAUAUUAUUUUUUUUAAAAAUUUGUACAAAAAGAACAAUAAAUAUGUUUAAAUCAAAUCUAUUUUAGUCACUAACAAAUUCUAAUUCGAGUACUCGGUUGAAUGUCAAUCCGUAGCAUGUUGUAGAAUUGCUUAUAUACUUGUUUAGAGAUUAUCGUGCCUUAUAUGUGUGUAAAGUUAAUACAUCUAUUUUCAGUUCGCUUAUUUGUCCAUUCAUCGCAUUUUAUACUAUGAAAGAGCAUUAAAUAAUA
Messenger RNA from Ruditapes philippinarum (Manila clam), 2021 nucleotides. Its product is annotated as carbohydrate sulfotransferase 11-like. Gene Ontology annotation, cellular component: membrane. Gene Ontology annotation, molecular function: sulfotransferase activity. NCBI's taxonomy places the organism in Eukaryota, Metazoa, Mollusca, Bivalvia, Venerida, Veneridae. The transcript has 3 exons. The record is from RefSeq and is a predicted model, not a curated record. Bases 70 to 1428 code for a protein of 452 amino acids. Gene Ontology annotation, biological process: carbohydrate biosynthetic process.